Penicillium odoratum is the source of this 303-nucleotide messenger RNA. RefSeq names its product COX assembly mitochondrial protein. Gene Ontology annotation, cellular component: mitochondrion. Lineage: Eukaryota; Fungi; Ascomycota; Eurotiomycetes; Eurotiales; Aspergillaceae. The transcript is spliced from 2 exons. The coding region runs from base 1 to 303 and encodes 100 amino acids. The record is from RefSeq and is a predicted model, not a curated record.
AUGCAUUCUCAUCUUCACACCUCAUACAACGUCAACUGCGAGGAGAUCAUGACAGCUCUCGACGAAUGCCAUGCUCGUGGAUUCAUUUACAAGGCCCUCGGCAACUGCAAUGAUAUCAAGCGUGAGGUGAACAAGUGUCUCGCUGCCGAGCGUUUCGACCGCGCGAAGAAGAAUCGGGAAACCGCGCGCGAUAACCGACGGAAGAUCGAGGAUAUUUGGGCAAAGGAGCGGGCAAUGGAUGCCAGUGCUGUGCAGGUUCCAAGUGCUACUUCCAGCGCUUCCCAGGAUGGUGUGAAGCAAUGA